AUGCUGCUGGGAUGCCUUUGCGAAGUCAUUGGUUACACCGGUCGUGUCAUUAUGUGGAACAACCCUUUCUCUUACCCGGGCUUUAUGACCCAAGUCAUCUGUCUUACUAUCGCCCCCGUCUUCUUCACUGCCUCCAUCUACGUUACGCUUUCAAAGACUAUUGUCAACCUCGCCCCUGAUUUGUCACGGUUUAAACCUCAGCUUUUCUACUGGAUCUUUAUUCCUUUUGAUGCUACAUGCUUGCUCCUCCAGGCUGCUGGUGGUGCCAUGUCUACCAAUUCGACUGGCAGUAAUCAGGUUAGCAACAACGCCUUGAGGACAUGUAUUAAAUGA
This is a messenger RNA of Metarhizium acridum CQMa 102, 333 nucleotides long. RefSeq names its product RTA1 like protein. NCBI's taxonomy places the organism in Eukaryota, Fungi, Ascomycota, Sordariomycetes, Hypocreales, Clavicipitaceae. Gene Ontology annotation, cellular component: plasma membrane; fungal-type vacuole. The record is from RefSeq and is a predicted model, not a curated record.